This is a messenger RNA of Folsomia candida, 1316 nucleotides long. RefSeq lists its product as uncharacterized. The record is from RefSeq and is a predicted model, not a curated record. Lineage: Eukaryota; Metazoa; Arthropoda; Collembola; Entomobryomorpha; Isotomidae. Bases 128 to 880 code for a protein of 250 amino acids. The transcript is spliced from 6 exons.
CGAUAUUGGACAAACGCAAAACGGAAUGAUAUUUAUGAAACGGUGAGACUUUGUGUCAGAUUAAAUUUUUCAAUAAUUUGUCUCCUUGUUCUUCCAAUUUACAAUUAUUCAAGCCAAAUUUGCUAUAAUGGCACCACAUAAUAUGUUUUCCUUAAGUUGUUUCGCAGGUGUGGUUUUUCUAUGUUCUGGAGUGUCCACUGAAGGGAUCCCAAACGGCGAGAAAUGUCGACCGACUGACAUAUGCAAAGGGAACAACGCGACAUGCCGGGAUGGAUUUUGUGAAUGUAUGGAUGGAUUAUAUUACCAAUAUGCUGAAUUAUCCGGCGACUGCAAAGGAUACGCCCAAAUUCGUCGCAUUUUGACCACGGAUGAUCACCCCUGGAUGAUUUUGAACCAAACGUGCCUCAGCUCAAAGAAAAUGAGCGCCUUGUCCUGCCGACAUUCGCCAUGUUAUACCGGACUACUUAUCGAUAUAUUGCGUACUAUCGAUUUGGAGUACCAUAAUCUGGAAAACUGCACGAUUCAAGGGAUCGAAACGUUCGGAAACUUUACAAAUACGGGUCGCCGUAUGAUAACCAGGAAUGACACUGCUCGUCUAAUGGAUCGCUGGGACGCUGAUCUCGCUUUAGUAAUCAUGAACGAUAGAAAUUCACAAAAUCAUGCCCGUAUUGAUGCACUUUCUUAUGCCAAAAGCCUCGGGUAUCGGAAACGUUCAUAUAUUGAUAUUGAAUUUAUCUUGGGAAUUGAAGAUCUUGGCAGCAAAAAAAUAAUGUCUACCUUGAUAGAAAAGUGGUUUGUAAAAAACAAAGAGUUGUGGACGAAGAAAAAACAGAGGACUAAUUUUACACCGCUACAGGAAUGCCUUUAUAAAACGGAUUGAGUAUUUUAAGGAUGUAGUGUUAUCGUGUACUAACAAUGGAGGUUUGCCACCGUAUGCUCUCAGAUUUGGACCUAACUAGCAUCAAUCGAUAACAAAUAUAAUUAGUAUCGAACAUGCAAAUGGCAAUAUCUACCAAUGCGCAGGUUUGGCGGAAAGCGGAAAGAAUGCGCAACAAAUUUGGAAAUGGAAAAAUUUGCCAGCCUUGGGGUGCAUUUUCUCCUCUUUUUAUGCAAAUAUCUCCACUAAACUUGCGGAUUGGCAGAUAUUGCCAUUUGCAUUUUUCAUACUCAUUAUAUUUGCGAUCGAUUGACACCAGUUUGGUCCUAAUCUUGGAUCACACGUUGGCAGACCUCCAUUGUAAGUUAAAGUCGUCCAGUAUCCAAUUACGUGGGUAAAUAAUUUAGUAUGCACCCCAUUUUUAUUUGUGGAGGGAGUC